AUGUCUCCAACCGUAAUAUUGGAUAAAAAACCCCUCAAAGUAGCAUUUUCCAUUCUUGCCAUCCUUAUAAUUUGUGGCAUUAUCUCUUUUGCUCUGUCAACUUCAUUUUGGUAUAUUUAUGAUUAUAACAAUAAUGAAUUGCCUUGCCGUUUCCGACUCGUUGGCUAUUAUUCAUACUGGACGACUUCUGAAGUCACCCUGAGACAGCUAAGAAAACUUACGCAUAUCAGUUUUGUGUUUUUGGCGAUUGAUGAAAAUGGAAGUUUGAGUUUUGCCGGAGAUUCUGGAGAAGAGAGAUUUUUACAAAUGAAGAAAAUUGCUUUGUCAAUUAGACCGGAUAUCAAAGUGAUGUUCAGUGUUGGUAGUGACAAAACGGCUUUUCAUUUUUCAAAGAUCGUAGCUGAGAGGGAAAAGAAAAGAUUCCUCAUCAACUCCAUAAUCUCAUUCCUAGAUGAGAACGACUUGGAUGGUGUCGACGUCUUCUGGAGCUUUCCCUCCAAACAGGACCGCCGAUCUUACAUCCGAUUCCUUCGAGAACUGAAAAAAUCAUUGGUUGAGCUCAAGAUUGAAAAAGGGAGAACUGAAGACUAUGUCAUCAGUAUUAUUGCUCCACAAAGUCCUUCUGAAUUCGAAGGGUUCAAUUUGGUUGAAAUCAUGGAAUCUGUAGAUUUCGUCAACGUCCUGACGUAUGAUUAUUACUUCACCUCACAUAAAGUUGGACCACUUUCUCCGUUAUAUGGAGGUUCGGAGGGAAACGUUGAUGAAACGAUGAAGUAUUUGAGUUGUAAAACGAAAAACCCAAGAAAACUGAAUAUGGGAGUCUCGUUUUAUGGGAAUCGCUUCUUGAACACGGAGCUGCCUUUUGGGAACAAUAGUAUCUGGAUUCCAAUGAGCUCUGAAACGAAAGGACCGUUUAGACUACAAUGGAACGAAAUCACUCCAAAUGAGAAAGCGGUUACAAAAUGGGAUAACGUAACGAGAACUGAAUAUGUCUACGACGAUCGCAAGUUUCUGACAUUUGAAAAUGAAAAGAGUAUGCGAGAGAAAAUGAAAUAUGCGGAGGAUCAUAAUAUUGGAGGGAUUUCGAUAUGGGUUAUCGAUGAAGACGAUGACGAGAACACAUUGCUCAAUGUGGUGUUUUCUGUGGAUCUGUGCACAGGAAGUUCUUUGCAGACAUAUACUUGUGAUUCCAAGACCACCACAACUACUGCUUUCCAGUCAACUACUACCACUUCCACGACAACUACACCUUUGCCAACAACCACAACUACUGAUUUUCAGUCGACUACCACUUCCAGACAACUGUCAAGCAGUACUACAUCGAGUAAAAAAGAUUCUAAGCUUCCACCAGCUGCUUCUUGUGGAAAAAGAGUUUUUGGAUAUUUCACGGAAUGGGAGAAUGCAGAUCUCAGAGAAGAACAGCUCGGAAAACUGACUCAUGUGAUUUAUCUCUUUGCUACAGUUCAAGAUGAUGGAAGCAUCAAAUUGGAUAAUAAACGGACAGAAAAACGAUUUUUGGAUCUAAAAGAUAAGGCUCAUUCUGUGAGAUCUGAUCUGAAAAUGAUGAUUGGAGUUGGAGGACAUGCAACGUCGUACAGAUUCUCUUCGAUUGUAUCGGAUGAUGGAAAACGAAAAAUUCUCAUCGAUUCCAUUGUCUCCUUCAUAGAUGAGCAAGAUCUUGAUGGUGUCGACAUUUUCUGGAUUUGGUCUUAUGAGGAUGACAAACUACACUAUUCAAAAUUCCUCAGGGAGCUUCGAAAAGCACUGAACAUUUUGAAAUCUUUUGAAAAAAAGAAAAGAGCUGAAGACUAUCUUAUUAGUCUCAUUAUUCCUCCUAAAAUCGCAACUCUGGCGGAAGGAUAUGACAUCAAUGAGAUAUUGAAAUCAGUAGAUUUCCUAAAUGUUCUCACCUAUGACUACUAUUUCAAUGGAGAUCGAGUAGGACCCCACUCGCCAAUCUACGGAGGAACCCGUGGAAAUAUUGAUGAAACUAUGAAAUACCUGACUUGUAAAACUAGACAACCUAGUAAGAUAAAUAUGGCUGUUCCGUUUUAUGGAACAUUCUGGAGGAAUGCAUCGUUACCUCUUCUGGAUGAUUCUGAUGAGAUAUGGAAGGAUAAGGGAAACGCUGCUGGUCCAUUUGCAGUCCGCUGGAGAGAACUUGUAACAAAUGGAUGGGAUAAGAGUACAACCAGAUUCCAUGAGAAAUCGAAAACUUCUUACAUCUGGAUCUCAGAAACGAAACAUUUCUUAACGUUUGAGAACGAGAGGAGUCUAGCGGAAAAAGCGAAAUAUGUGAAGGAACAUCAACUUGGAGGAAUUUUAAUAUGGGCAAUUGAUCAAGAUGAUGAUCAGAAUACUCUUUUGAAUGCGGUUUCUUCAGCUGAUAUUUGUUCACAAAAAGAGAAAGAGUAUAUUAAUUAUAUAUGUGAUAAAUAA
Molecule: messenger RNA, 2439 nt
Organism: Caenorhabditis briggsae
Lineage: Eukaryota; Metazoa; Nematoda; Chromadorea; Rhabditida; Rhabditidae
Exons: 4
Coding region: 1-2439 (812 amino acids)
Biological process (GO): carbohydrate metabolic process
Molecular function (GO): chitin binding
Source: RefSeq, a predicted model, not a curated record